Molecule: messenger RNA, 6593 nt
Organism: Paralichthys olivaceus (Japanese flounder)
Lineage: Eukaryota; Metazoa; Chordata; Actinopteri; Pleuronectiformes; Paralichthyidae
Gene: lrrc4bb
Product: leucine rich repeat containing 4Bb
Biological process (GO): regulation of presynapse assembly; synaptic membrane adhesion; regulation of postsynaptic density assembly
Cellular component (GO): glutamatergic synapse; plasma membrane; postsynaptic density membrane
Molecular function (GO): signaling receptor binding
Source: RefSeq, a predicted model, not a curated record
GAUGCACUCGUCCAGGACCUCGCUCCUACAUGUGACAAUACCGACAUCAUCUGCUCCAGCGACCCUUAAUCUCAUCUCUGUGUUUUUAUUUAUUUGCCAGAGUUUGUGUGUGUACAUGUGUGUGUCUGUGUGAGUGUGUGUGUGUGUGUGGAUUCUGUUCAUCUUUAACCUGCCAUCACUGUAGCCCCCCGCGUUGCGUUGGCGCUGCGGAUCUAGUCCACGAGAACAAGAGGCAGCUCACAGCCGCGGAGACAAGCGAAUCAAUUUAGGGGGGACGAGGAGAAAAGGAGAGACAGACAGCGAGGCUGGAGGAAGGAGAAGAAAAAAACGGACGAUCGGGGAGGAGAAGGAGGACGAGAGGAGAGGAGAGGAGAGAAAACAUCGAGCAUCGCGCCGCAAACAUUGAGUGAGAAGCACUUGCCUCCACAGAGACAACACAUUCAGGAGCAACCCCACCCCCACCCUCCCGAAUUUGAUUCAUCUGCAAAAGAUUGUCAUGGGAAUCGAAAAAAUGACACGUUGAAAGUUGUUUGUAAAAGAUUUGUCAAAGAAGCAUGAGCAAAGUAAAAUAAGAAUCUGUAAAUGAUAGAUUUAAUAUUUUAAUAUUACAUCACAUUGUGUUCUGUGACUGUUUAAAGGAGGAAAUAACUGUAUAAGAGGAUCAAAUAUGGACAUCAAGAUAAGCACUUAAAUUCCCUCAUUUGGAGGUGACUUAACAUUAUUGCAAUAGGGGUGGGUCAUGACUCAGUUGCCAUGCGUGUUGUCACGGUGACCAGCCCCUGUGCCCCUUCCCCCCUCCUCUGGUUGGUCCAGCUUUUGUUGUGGUUUCACAACCAUGGACCUCAACUCGCAGAGGCGGCGCCCCCCUGCCCCACCCCGUGCACCUGCUCCAAUCAGGCGAGCCGUGUCAUCUGUACAAGGAAGAGUUUAGAUCAAGUCCCAGAGAGUAUUUCAGAAAACACAAGAUACCUCAAUCUACAAGAAAACACCAUUCAGGUGAUCAAGUCUGACACUUUUAAGCACCUGCGGCAUUUGGAAAUCCUCCAGCUCUCCAAGAACCACAUCCGACAGAUUGAGGUGGGAGCUUUCAAUGGCCUCCCCAACCUCAACACGCUGGAGCUUUUUGACAACCGUCUCACAGUUGUACCAUCACAAGCCUUCGAGUACCUCAGCAAGCUAAAGGAACUAUGGCUACGAAACAACCCCAUCGAGACGCUGCCGGCAUUUGCCUUUCAUCGUGUUCCCUCUUUACGCCGUCUCGAUCUCGGGGAACUCAGGAAGCUGGAUUUCAUCUCAGAGGCUGCCUUUGAAGGUUUAGUAAAUUUACGCUUCUUGAAUCUUGGCAUGUGCGGCUUGAAGGACAUCCCUAACCUCACCCCACUAUUACGACUAGAGGAAUUGGAGCUGUCUGGGAACCAGCUGGGUAUAGUUCGGCCUGGAUCCUUUCAAGGCCUAGCAUCACUUCGCAAGCUGUGGCUAAUGCACUCCAGAGUGUCAGUCAUCGAACGCAAUGCAUUCGAUGACCUCAAAAACCUGGAGGAGCUAAACCUCUCCCACAAUUCCCUGCAUUCCCUGCCUCAUGACCUCUUCACCCCUUUGCACCCACUGGAGAGGGUACAUCUCAACCACAACCCUUGGGUAUGCAACUGUGAUGUUCUUUGGCUCAGCUGGUGGCUGAAAGAAACAGUUCCCAGCAACACCACAUGUUGUGCUCGCUGCCAUGCGCCUCCAGGUCUAAAGGGCAAGUACAUUGGGGAACUAGACCAGAGCCACUUUACCUGCUAUGCCCCAGUGAUCGUUGAGCCACCCACUGACCUCAAUGUCACAGAGGGCAUGGCUGCUGAGCUGAAAUGUCGUACUGGAACAUCAAUGACCUCUGUGAACUGGUUCACUCCAAAUGGCACUCUGAUGACCCAUGGAUCGUACCGAGUUAGGAUCUCAGUGCUUCAUGACGGAACGCUGAACUUCACAAAUGUGACCGUGCAAGACACCGGGCAGUACACUUGCAUGGUAACCAACUCUGCUGGAAACACCACUGCAACCGCUGUGCUCAAUGUGUCUGUGUCAGAUCCCAGCAACAGCUACAGUUAUUUCACUACUGUCACUGUGGAAACAGUAGAGACAGUAAGAGGAGAGGAGGAAAACUCGGCAAGACAGUAUAUUAAUGAGACCUUCAUAGGUUUCCCAAAUCCUACUGUUCAAAGAGGGGUGGUAGAGGGGAGACCUGGCACCACUAUACCUCCCUCGCCUUUCUCUCCAUCCUCACUGUCCCCACGAGAUAACAGAGUUCCUGAAAACUCAGUGACUGUGUCCAUAAUGGAUGUAACUAACAUUCCAGGCCUGGAUGAUGUUAUGAAAACAACUAAAAUCAUCAUUGGUUGCUUCGUGGCUAUCACUUUUAUGGCAGCGGUAAUGUUAGUGGUCUUCUAUAAACUCCGGAAGCAACACCAGCUACAUAAGCACCAUGGCCCCGCUAGAGCCAUUGAAAUUGUCAACGUAGAAGAUGAGAUUGGAGCUGGGGCAGGAAGUGGCAUCUCAGGUGGUUCAACGAUGAAUUCUGGCGUGGGUGGAGAAGGAACCCUGAGGAUACAUCAUCCUGAAAUAGUCAACCUCCCCAACAUUGGCCGUACAGAUACUCUCAACCAUUACUACAAGACCCAUCAUUUCAACAACAACGUGAUGGGUCUCAGUAUUGGCGGUGAAGGGAUGGGACCAGGAGGGAUCAUGAGUAGCAAGAACCUGCAAGGCCAGGAUAUCCCCAUCUCCUGUACCUCAGUCCCAAUCUCUACAUCUAAUAUGCUCAGCUCAUCAGGCAAUGGCACCAAUCCCAAUUCUAUGUCCCCACCGAUGCCGAUGUCUCUCCCCAUGCCUACUAUGGGCUUACAUGGAUCAAUCAAGGGUUUCAUGGGCCAAAACCAGAAUCCUCAAAUGGAGCCUCUUCUCUUCAAGGGCAACUCGAAGGAAAAUGUUCAAGAGACUCAGAUCUAAAAAACAAAAGCAAGGAGUAUAGAGAGAGAGUGAGCAAGAGUCGGAGACAGAGAGGGGAUUGAUGUUGAGUUUAUGCACGGAAUGAUUAGACACUAAGAGUGCAUUGACGUUACACCAGGAGAGAGGAUAGACUGACACUGCAAUACAGAAACACAUAGACUUAUUCAUGACAGUGUACUGAACCAAGGAUUACCACAAUGUGUUUGUAGUAACGAUCAUGGCCAUGGAGAUCAAGGAAUGGACAUUGCUACAAUGUAAAUCUGUGCCAAAGCAAAUGUUUUUUGCAGUUUCUACAAGCUGUGUCCUCGUAGGGAAAAACUAGCCUUUCUGAGUAAUCAGUCCCCAAAUCGUUGUUGGCCAGCAGAGAUGAAAGACAUGCACAGCACUUACCACACUGAAGAUCGGAGAUAUUACAGAAAAAAAAAAAUUCGAAGAGACAUUUUUCUUCCACACAAAACGCAAGCCACACUCUCUCUCAAGUGACUCAAUAGACUCCCUCAAGGUGAAAAUUAUGUAGGCAUAAAUAGAUGGACAAAAAGGUACAGUGCAGUACAAACUACUGUGAAAAAUCCACAAAUUAUAUAAAUAUAUUUUCAUUUAAAUAUGUAUCAUUGCAGACUCCGAUGCAGAGAUAUUUUGGGGUGGAUGUAUAAGCUGGUAUAGUUUGUUUCUUUGUGAAUAAUCAGGGGUGGCGAUAGCGAUGGUUGGUUAUGAUACAUGUUUUAAGUUUGGCUACUUCUCAGAAACAUAAGGGCUCAAUUGCAACACUCAUUGUGAAUCUUUGAAUUGGCUUUGUGACAUAAAGUCCAUUUAGGUUGUAGAACAGUAAAUGCAGAUCUCUGUUUGACAAACUUUUGUCUGUUGCUUCAGUAAUAAUCAUUACAAACUUUUGUGUUCUAAGAGUGUAUUAUGUAUUUUGUAAAAGCCAGCUACUUGGUAUUUGAAUUUGAAGAUUCUGAUACUUAAAUGCCAGCAUCAAAUAAUGGUAAAAUUAUGUUCCGCAAAACAUGGAAAGGUAACUCGAUGCAAAGUUCUGUAUGGAUAAAAAUAAAAGUGUUGACAAUGUGUUAUUUAAAUCAGAUCAGUAGCCAGAUAUUUGCUUUUAGACAGGAAUUUGAUAUGACCUCCUUGCUCAUGGUUACCAUAAUCAUGCCAUAAAAUGCUGUCAUAGGGAUGAUCAGACAUCUAUCUACAGCAGCAUUGAAGAAGGGAUUAAAACAUCCAUCUUUGGAUGAUUGGAAUGAAUGGAAAUGUACAGUAUAUUAAUAAUAAUAAUGUCUGGUUGUAUGACAAUUGUAAGAUCCACAUUUUUACAGUGUAACUUUCAUAUGUUAAAUGCCAUUUACGCUUCUUGCGUUUAAACUAUGUAUUUCUUUAUUUUUGUUAGUUUGAUAUACUGUGUACAGUUGUCUAGCCAUGUAUCAUUACGUGUGAAAUAAAUCAAUCAUAUAUUGGGUUGUGCCGGGUCAAUGUGGCAACCACAUGAGUAAAGAGUGAGACAUUAUGCAGGCCUCUGUACUAAACCUGGAUUGAAUGUAUGGUUUGUGGUUUAGCCAUUAGUCACCCUGGUAAUGACAGGUGCCAUCUGCUCUACUAACAUGUCCAGACAGGCUUUUAGUCACUCUCCUAUAGUUGCUCUGGUUUUGCUAAAUUAGUGUUUUUGAAGAACUAGAUGAUGUUAUUCCUAAUGAAGGUGCUUUUGUCUGAAGUUAGCCCUCGAUGUGCUUCUCCAUGGCAAUUCUUUAACACAUGCUUUUGAAAUGUGAAGUAAAAAAAGAAAUCCAUUGAAUAAAUCACCUUUCUUUGGGAUGACAGACUGUAUUUAUCAAGCAGGAGCCUAAAAUGUUUGUUGCAAUUGAGCACAAACUGGACAACACCAGUUAUUUUUAGAUAUAUGUACCUGAGAUAGUAUUAUCAGCAAAAUCACAUCGACAAUGUUUUUGACUGUAAUGCAGCUCUGUAUGUGAUUCUGCUGUGUUUUUGUUCUUUUGGUUCUUCUUUAAUUUGCACCCCCUCCCUCAGAGGUGUAGUGGGUCUCUCUCUCUCUAUAUAUGAGCUGUUUUCCGUGAUGGUUUUGCUUAUCAAGUUAACUCUUAAUGGGAGAAAAGAAAACACUGAAGAAUGGUAAUAAUGAUGUUAAUGGUGUGAGUGAUGAUAUCAGAGAAACUCCACACAGAUUGCGUUGUCGCAGAGGUUAAUCCAUGAAAGGAACAUCUUCUGCAUCAAUGCACGGCACGUUGAUCCUGAUUAACGAUAAACAUCUAAGACAUCUUUUGAAAUACGCCUGUUACAAUGUAAAUGGAUAACUCAGCUUGUCCAAACUGCAGCCACGCACUUUCCUCAACUUGUAGUUUUCAAGUGUGGAUCUCAUUCGAAUCCAUAGUAAAAUGUAAAUGUGCUGCGACCCGACCAGCAGAUCUGGUGGGCAGGGUUCAACUGUAGCCCCACUGAGACACAAAUAGAAUAUAAAUGAAGGCUAAAGACACAACAUAUGGCCGUUCCCUUGAUGUGCUACAUGUGGUGGCUCUGUCAUCAGAUUUCAAAGAGCAUAUUCGAUACCUCCUUGUGCGCUGCGUGUGAGGUUUUCUGCAUCUCAGUCGCGGCACAAGAUCUUUUCUUAAUGCUACUGCUGCUGCUGCUGCAAUGUUUUAUCAUGCUGGUGACUCACCUAAUCAGCACAGAAAUGUUCCUUUCAUACCUCUGGACAUCCAUAACAUGCACCGUGCACAGUUAUCAUCAUUAUUAUUAUUGUUAUAAACAUUCAGAGGAAAUGCAGGAGGGCUUUGUUGCAUCUUAGUAAAGUGGCUGCCAUUGUACAUACACAGUACUUGAAGCGAUAAAACAGGAGGCUCAUUCUAGGAAUGCUAACAAACAUGUGACACCUUUUUAAUGAAGAUCGCAAACUUGAGACUGGAAUCUGAAUAUCCGCAGACAAGGCAAAUGUGUCUCACUGUAUAUUAUGGUGGCGAAUUGAUGCAGUCUGGCCACAGAUGGAGUACUGCCAUACACAUGUAUCCUCUGCACCAAACCUCGCUUACAAUAGAUGCUUCAGCCCAGAUGACAUUUCUUGGUUUUGUUCGGAAGCAAAACUCCUUAAUGAAAUGGAUUAAAUUGCAAGACGAGAAAAUGGACUGACCUUUUGGUCCUUUAAAGGUAAGCUGUUCUGUUUGAUAAAUAUAUAUAUAUAUAUAUAUAAAGAAAACCUGGGUCUGUUUUGAAAGAUUUUUAAAAAGAACGAAGUGUUAAGAUCUAGAAAAUUUAGAUUUCUUUAAUAUAAAAAAGGAAAAAAAAUGUCAUUUUGUGUUGUUAUUCUUUUCUUUUUUCUUUUACAGUUGUUGGUUGUAUCUCAGUAUGUGAUAUUAUCAAUUUGGGGUCUUUAUGUAAUGUCAUUAAAUGUCAUUUUUUCCCACGUAUCCAUCCAGGUACACAAUGUGGCAGCAAAGUGUAUUUCUUCAAUUAUAGCAAAAAUCAACAUGUGCUUCUCUCGCACUUCAAUGACUGUCAUACAAUGACUGAGAGGUAUAUUAUUUUACUGUUUGCUACUUCUGUGAUUUAAUUUUCCACCCACUGUAAGGCGUUACUCUGCUAUUAGAAACAUACACCAC